AUGACGCAGCGCCGUGCGUGCGGCGCCCACUUCCGGCCCGCCGCCCGCCGCAGUGACAGGCAGCAGUCAGAGCGCGGCGCGGGCACAGCGGGACCGCCGCCCCCCGCCGCCGCCAUGAACGGCAAAGGGCAGUACCCCACGCAGCCCUCCUACCCCGUGCAGAGCGCUGCCAACCCCCCCGUGUACCCACAGACUGUGCCCCUCCCGCAGCCCCCGCCGUACACCGACGCUCCUCCUGCGUACUCCGAGCUCUACCGUCCCAGCUUCGUCCCUCUGGGGGCUGCCACCGUCCCCACCAUGUCGGCAGCGUAUCCGGGUGCCUCCGUCUUCCUGCCCGUGGCCCAAUCCGUGGCCGUGGGGCCCAUCGGUUCCUCCGUCCCCAUGGCCUAUUACCCCGUGGGACCCGUCUACCCGCCGGGCUCCACCGUGCUGGUGGAAGGUGGCUUUGAUGCUGGAGCGAGGUUUGGGGCUGGAGGAACCGCCAGCAUCCCUCCCCCCCCUCCCGGCUGCCCCCCCAACGCAGCACAGCUGGCCGUCAUGCAGGGAGCCAACGUUCUGGUGACGCAGAGGAAGGGCAACUUCUUCCUGGGAGGCUCAGACGGUGGCUACACUAUCUGGUGAAGAAGGAAAG
Messenger RNA from Centrocercus urophasianus (Greater sage-grouse), 631 nucleotides. It is a transcript of the gene DAZAP2, whose product is annotated as DAZ associated protein 2. NCBI's taxonomy places the organism in Eukaryota, Metazoa, Chordata, Aves, Galliformes, Phasianidae. Bases 1 to 621 code for a protein of 206 amino acids. The transcript has 4 exons. The record is from RefSeq and is a predicted model, not a curated record.